Messenger RNA from Nezara viridula (southern green stink bug), 3090 nucleotides. The record is from the annotation of a GenBank genome assembly. NCBI's taxonomy places the organism in Eukaryota, Metazoa, Arthropoda, Insecta, Hemiptera, Pentatomidae.
AUGAGAACCAGCCAAUUCUAUGAAACAGGAAUCAAUACUCAACAAGGUGCUCACAACCAGCUUUAUGAAUCAGGAAUAAACACAAAUCAUAGCACAACCAGACAGCUUUAUGAAUUGGGAACACAAAAUAAUGAUUAUGGCACAACCAGAAAGCUUUAUGAAUUGGGAACCAAAACUAAUGAUUAUACAACCAGCCAACUUUAUGAAUGGGGAAUCAAUAAAAAUGAUUAUGCAACCAACCAAACUCAUGGAUCAAGAAACAAUACAUAUGCUUCUGCAACCAACCAACCUUAUGGACCAAGAACCAAUACCAAUGAUUUUGCAACCAACCAACCUUAUGGACCAAGAACCAAUACCUAUGAUUCUGUAACCAACCAACCUUAUGAACCAAUAACCAACACCUAUAAUUGUGCAACCAACCAACCUUAUGGACCAAGAACCAAUACCUUUGAUUGUGCAACCAACCAACCUCAUGAACUAAGAACCAAUACCAAUGAUUGUGCAACCAACCAAUCUUAUGGAGCAAGAACCAAUACCUAUGAUUGUGCAACCGAACAACCUUAUGGACCAAGAACCAAUACCUUUGAUUGUGCAACCAACCAACCUCAUGGACCAAGAACCAAUACCUAUGCUUCUGCAACCAACCAACCUUAUGGACCAAGAACCAAUACCAAUGAUUGUGCAACCAACCAGCCUUAUGGACCAAGAACCAAUACCAAUGAUUGUGCAACCAACCAACCUCAUGAACCAAGAACGAAUACCUUUGAUUGUGCAAUUAACCAACCUCAUGGACCAAGAACCAAUACCUAUGCUUCUGCAACCAACCAACCUUAUGGACCAAGAACCAAUACCUAUGAUUGUGUAACCAACCAACCUUAUGGACCAAGAACCAAUACCUUUGAUUGUGCAACCAACCAACCUCAUGGACCAAGAACCAAUACCUAUGCUUCUGACACCAACCAACCUCAUGAACCAAGAACCAAUACCUUUGAUUGUGCAACCAACCAACCUCAUGGAUCAAGAACCAAUACAUAUGCUUCUGCAACCAACCAACCUUAUGGACCAAGAACCAAUACCUAUGAUUGUGCAACCAACCAACCUUAUGGACCAAGAACCAAUACCUUUGAUUGUGCAACCAACCAACCUCAUGGACCAAGAACCAAUACCUAUGCUUCUGCAACCAACCAACUUUAUGGACCAAGAACCAAUACCAAUGAUUGUGCAACCAACCAACCUAAUGGACCAGGAACCAAUACCAAUGAUUGUGCAACCAACCAACCUUAUGGACCAAGAACCAAUACCAAUGAUUGUGCAACCAAUAACGAUGAUUGUGCAACCAACCAACCUUAUGAACCAUGGAUCAAUACCUUUGAUUGUGCAACCAACCAACCUCAUGGACCAAGAACCAAUACCUAUGCUUCUGCAACCAACCAACCUUAUGGACCAAGAACCAAUACCAAUGAUUGUGCAACCAACCAGCCUUAUGGACCAAGAACCAAUGCCAAUGAUUGUGCAACCAACCAACUUUAUGGACUAAGAACCAAUACCUAUGCUUCUGCAACCAACCAACCUUAUGGACCAAGAACCAAUACCAAUGAUUGUGCAACCAACCAACCUCAUGAACUAAGAACCAAUACCAAUGAUUGUGCAACCAACCAACCUAAUGGACCAAGAACCAAUACUGAUGAUUGUGCAACCAACCAACCUUAUGAACCAAGAAUCAAUACCUUUGAUUGUGCAACCAACCAACCUCAUGGACCAAGAACUAAUACCUAUGCUUCUGCAACCAACCAACCUCAUGGACCAAGAACUAAUACCUAUGCUUCUGCAACCAACCAACCUUAUGGACCAAGAACCAAUAACUUUGAUUGUGCAACCAACCAACCUCAUGGACCAAGAACCAAUACCUAUGAUUCUGCAACCAACCAACCUUAUGGACCAAGAACCAAUACCAAUGAUUGUGCAACCAACCAACCUAAUGGACCAAGAACCAAUACUGAUGAUUGUGCAACCAACCAACCUUAUGAACCAAGAAUCAAUACCUUUGAUUGUGCAACCAACCAACCUCAUGGGCCAAGAACUAAUACCUAUGCUUCUGCAACCAACCAACCUCAUGGACCAAGAACUAAUACCUAUGCUUCUGCAACCAACCAACCUUAUGGACCAAGAACCAAUACCAAUGAUUGUGCAACCAACCAACCUCAUGGACCAAGAACCAAUACCUAUGAUUCUGCAACCAACCAACCUUAUGGACCAAGAACCAAUACCAAUGAUUGUGCAACCAACCAACCAUAUGGACCAAGAACCAAUACCGAUGAUUGUGCAACCAACCAACCUUAUGGACCAAGAAUCAAUACCUACGAUUGUGCAACCAACCAAUCUUAUGGGCCAAGAACCAAUACCUUUGAUUGUGCAACCAAUCAACCUUAUGGGCCAAGAACCAAUACCUUUGAUUGUGCAACCAACCAACUUAAUGAAAUAGGAAUUAAUGAAAAUAAUUAUUCUAACAAGCAAUUUUAUGAAUUGGAAAUCAAUACAAAUAAUUGUGCAAUCAACCAACUUUAUGGAUUGGAAACCAAUACAAAUUAUUAUUCUAACAACCAAGUUUAUUCGGGUACCAAUACAAAUAAUUGUGCAACCAACCAACUUAAUGAAAUAGGAAUUAAUGAAAAUAAUUAUCCUAACAAGCAAUUUUAUGAAUUGGGAAUAAAUACAAAUAAUUGUGCAAUCAACCAACUUCAUGGAUUUGAAGCCAAUAGAAAUUAUCUUUCUAACAGCCAAGUUUCUUCGGGUACCAAUACAAAUAAUUGUGUAACCAGCCAACUUUAUGAAAGGGGGAUCAAUGAGGGUGAUUAUGCAACCAACCAACUUAAUGAAUUACAGAUCAAUACAAAUAACAAAGCUACCUACCAGUUUUAUGAAUUAGAGGUCAAUUCAAAUAAUGGUGCUGUUUACAAUCAGUCUACUAAUGUGGGAAAUAUUACUAAUUCUACAAUCCUAUCUGAGCAAAGCAAUAGGACAAUAAUAAACAACACAAACACCAUUAAAAGUCAGGUAAGUCUGAUAAAUGACAUGACUAUGGUUAAAUAA